Babjeviella inositovora NRRL Y-12698 is the source of this 2200-nucleotide messenger RNA. RefSeq lists its product as uncharacterized. The coding region runs from base 465 to 1940 and encodes 491 amino acids. Gene Ontology annotation, cellular component: membrane. Lineage: Eukaryota; Fungi; Ascomycota; Pichiomycetes; Serinales. The transcript has a single exon. The record is from RefSeq and is a predicted model, not a curated record.
CUUCUACUGGCACCACUAUGUCAGUCUCAUGUUCUUUCUUCUUCAUCACUCUCACUAGCACUGCCCGGUAGAUUCUAACCGGUUUUUUUUUCUUCAGAUCCCCGUCACGAUAAAGAGUUUGGUAGCGUUAGUUAUAUUAUUUGAUUGAAGCCCGGGUUUUUAUCUCCAGAUUCUGUAUCCCUAAGGAAUCUUCAUUUAUUUCAGUUGGCCUAUACAUCGUUCUUUUUCUUCGCUAAGAAUCAAUCUUCUGGGAUUGAAUCACCCUGGCUUGAAUAAAUUCCUUCGGUAUCCUUAAUUGACCACGGUAUCUUACUGGGUCGUUAUAAUACCUGUCUCCAAACUUUGCCAUUUACCUACAUAACAGUUUCACUGCCAGUUUAUCCCUUUCAGGUUUUAACCCGUUCUGGCCCUCCACUAUUACUUCCCAUAGCUUUUUGCUGCGUAAAACCUUCUGUUUUGUAUCCAUGCCCCGUUUACAGUCCCGCUACAGCUCUCUUGCUGCCUCUGCGGUCGUCUCCUUAGCCGCCGGCACACCUUACCUAUACGGUGUAUUCGCCCCCCAAUUGGUCAAACAGCUCGGCCUAGCAGCUUCAGACUCUGCAACCUUUGCGCUCGCGUCCAACAUCGGCUCGGGCCUCGGCGGCUUGCCCGGAGGCAUUUUGAUAGAUACCAAAGGCCCCCAGCUCGCGAUUAUUGUUGGCUCCAUCUGCAUCUUUACCGGCUACUAUAGCAUCUACUACUGCUAUACACAUGUGUACGCGUCGCUCUGGCUUAUCAGUGCCGCCAUGGCCUCUGUGGGCUUCGGCAGUGUCACAGGCUUCUACGCGUGUGUCAAGACAUGUGCUACCAACUUUCCUGACUACAAGGGCACAGCAGGUGCGUUCCCUGUCAGUGCGUACGGUCUCCUGGCGUUGAUCUUCAGCUCCAUUUCUGCUAUGUACUUUGGAAACAAUACUGGGGGGUUUUUGCGGUUUUUAGCGCUUUUGUGCGGCUCUACCGUCUUUUCGGGUGUGUUUUUUGUCAAGUUCUACCACUUGUCUGACGAGGAAGCGCCAUUAAUCCGUCCGGUGAGAACUCUCCGGACCCCGUCCUCUUCCUCGGUGUUCUCCAACACCGACAGCGUCGCAAGCACCCGUACGUUUUCGCUCAGAAACUCCAUGGUAUUCUUCGGUGUCGGUAAGCGUGACCCGCUCCACCGAUCCGAAUCCUCUGCUGAAAUCACUCGUACUGUCAAAGACGACCAGGCGUUUGCCUCACGAUCCAGUGCCGUGGACACCUUGAAGGUCUUGUUUUCGUCGCGCGUGUUUUUGGUGCACUACAUCGUCAUGGCCCUCAUCGCGUCCAUCGGCCAGAUGUACAUCUACUCUGUGGGCUUUGUCGUCACGGCGCAGAUUAACAACCCGCACAACCGCUCUGCCACGACCCAGGAGGCUGCCCAGGCCAUCCAGGUGUCACUCAUCUCCAUUUGUAGUUUCCUGGGGCGCUUAACCUCAGGCCCUAUAUCUGACUUCUUGGUGCACAAGAUGCAUGCACAGCGCCACUGGUUGGUCAUUGCUGCAACCGUAUUACUCUCCGUGGGCCAACUCUUGGCCACACGGUUAGACAGCAUCGACUCUUUGUGGAUGGUGAGCUCGCCCGUGGGACUUGCGUACGGCUUCUUGAUGGGCGUAUAUCCGGCCAUAAUGGCGGACUUGUUCGGCACCGCCGGGCUCUCCACCACCUGGGGCUUGAUUUGCACCGGUCCGCUUGCCCUUUUGUUUGUCUUGUCGUCUUACUUUGGUGUUAUCUACGAUCGCAAUAGUGUGGUGGACCCAGAGGUCGGCAAGAUCUGCCGCGCCGGUGUGGCCUGCUACAAAGACGCCUUUGUCACUACCGAGGGACUCUGUGUGGUGAUCUUUGUCAUCACUUUGGGUCUUAUUUACUACCAAAGAAUACAAUAGGCGAUUAUAGAAUAGGUUUAGUCACCCAAAGGCUUGAGCUGUAUGGUACACGCCGGGUAUUUAGCCAGUCUUGGACCGUCUUGAAGUGACCAUUUGAUAUACAAAAUAUAAUACGAAAGGAUAUAAGUCUGAUAGUUAUAAUUGCUUUCAAAUGAACAUUGAAGGGCACUCGCUCUAUUCUUCAUUUAGAUACUUCCCUGCCUUGGUAAACUCUUAUAGAUACAACUCGGUUGUUGUUGGAUAGUCGUAUAUACUCUAAA